GCCACUUUCUCUCUUUCCUCUACUGUCCUCGCCCUCUGUCGACUAUCAGGUGGGCCUUGACCCAGGAUGGCUGAGCCCCGCCAGGAGUUCACUGUGAUGGAAGAUUCUGAUCUCCCCUCCCAGGGGGGCUACACCCUCCUGCAAGACCACGAGGGGGACGUGGACCACGGCCUAAAAGAGUCUCCCCUGCAGACCCCUGCUGAUGAUGGAUCUGAGGAACCGGGCUCUGAAACCUCGGAUGCUAAGAGCACGCCGACGGCCGAAGACGUGACAGCACCCUUAGUGGAUGAGGGAGCCCCCAGCGAGCAGGCGGCCGCUCAGCCCCACACGGAGAUCCCAGAAGGAGCCACAGCUGAGGAAGCAGGCAUCGGAGACAUGCCCAACCUGGAGGACCAAGCUGCUGGACACGUGACUCAAGAAAUGGAGUCUGGGGUUGUCAAGGUUGUCCAGGAGAGCUGCCCCGGGGAGCCAGGGCACCGUGGAGGUGAGGCCGCCGACCCAGGCACCCUGGGUCUGACAGGCCAACGUGUGUCCUACACACCUGAGGCUGCCAUCGAGCCUGACGGCCUCAGGAAGAUCACAUGCCAGCCUUCGGAGACAGAACCUGAGGACGCAGAGGCAAGUCGCCAUGGCUUGGGGCCGCUGGAGCACCAGCUUGUGGGAGACCUGCACAAGGAGGCGCCCCCUCUGAAGGGGGACCAUGGCAAAGAGAGGCAGAGGGGCAAGGAUGUCGACGAAGACCGCGAUGUGGACGAGUCCUCGCCCCAGGACUCCCCUCCCUCCCAGGUCUCCCCAGGUCUUCAGAGCUCCCCCACCCGAGGUGGGCCACCCCCCCACCCCGCAGUUUCCAGAGGAGCCACUGGCUUCCCCAGUUUCCCAGGCGAGGGUGCCAUCCACCUCCCUGUCGAUUUCCUCUCCGACGUCUCCACAGAGAUCAAGGCCUCAGAGCCCCACGGGCCCAGUGCAGGGCCCACGGUGGAACGUCAGGACACGCCCCCCGAGUUCACCUUCCACGUGGAAAUCAAAGCCAACGUGCAGAAGGAACAGGGACAGUCAGAGCUGGAUUUGGAAGGGACUGCCCUCCCAGGGCCCCCCGGAGAGGAGCAAGAACCCCAGGGCCCUUCUGGGGGAGAGGACACAAAAAAGACUGACCUUCCAGAACCCUCUGGAAAGCAGCCUGCCACUGUUCUGCCAGGGAAGCCUGUCAGCCGGGUCCCUCAACUCAAAGCUCGCAUGGUCAGUAAAGGCAAAGAUGGGACUGGACCCGAGGACAAAAAAGCCAAGACAUCCACACCUUCCUCUGCUAAAACCCUGAAACCUAGGCCUUGCCUUAGCCCCAAACGCCCCACUCCUGGUAGCUCAGACCCUUUGAUCAAACCCUCCAGCCCUGCUGUGUGCCCAGAGUCAUCUUCCUCUCCUAAACACGUCUCUUCUGUCACACCCCGAACUGGCAGUUCUGGAGCAAAGGAGAUGAAAGUCAAGGGGGCAGACGGUAAGACCGGAACGAAGAUCGCCACCCCGCGGGGAGCGGCCCCUCCAGGCCAGAAGGGUCAGGCCAACGCCACCAGGAUCCCAGCGAAAACCACGCCCUCCCCAAAGACCCCGCCGGGCACCGCUACCAAGCAAGUGCAGAGAAAACCACCCCCUGCGGGGGCCAAAUCCGAGCGAGGUGAAUCGGGGAAAUCCGGGGAUCGUAGCGGCUACAGCAGCCCCGGCUCCCCAGGCACUCCUGGCAGCCGCUCCCGCACCCCAUCCCUGCCAACCCCGCCCACCCGGGAGCCCAAGAAGGUGGCUGUGGUCCGCACUCCACCCAAGUCGCCGUCUUCGGCCAAGAGCCGCCUGCAGACCGCCCCCGUCCCCAUGCCAGACCUGAAGAAUGUCAGAUCCAAGAUUGGCUCCACGGAAAACCUGAAACACCAGCCAGGAGGCGGGAAGGUGCAGAUAAUUAAUAAGAAGCUGGAUCUUAGCAACGUCCAGUCCAAGUGUGGCUCAAAGGAUAAUAUCAAACACGUGCCAGGAGGCGGCAGUGUGCAGAUAGUGUACAAGCCAGUGGACCUGAGCAAGGUGACCUCCAAGUGCGGCUCGUUAGGCAACAUCCAUCAUAAGCCAGGAGGCGGCCAGGUGGAAGUCAAGUCGGAGAAGCUGGACUUCAAGGACAGAGUCCAGUCGAAGAUUGGGUCCCUGGACAACAUUACCCAUGUCCCUGGCGGAGGGAAUAAAAAGAUCGAAACCCACAAGCUGACCUUCCGCGAGAAUGCCAAAGCCAAGACCGACCACGGGGCGGAGAUCGUGUACAAGUCGCCCGUGGUGUCCGGGGACACAUCUCCGCGGCACCUGAGCAACGUGUCCUCCACGGGCAGCAUCGACAUGGUAGACUCGCCCCAGCUCGCCACGCUAGCCGACGAAGUGUCCGCCUCCCUGGCCAAGCAGGGUUUGUGAUCAGGCCCCCGGGGCGGUCAAUAAUCGUGGAGAGAAGAGAGUGUGGAAAAAAAAAGAAUAAUGAUCUGGCCCUUCGCCCUCUGCCCUCCCCCAGCUGCUCCUCACAGACCGGUUAAUCGGUUAAGCACUUAACCUGCUUUUGUCACUCAGCUCUGGCUCGGGACUUCAAAAUCAGUGACGGGAAAAAGAGCAAAUUUCAUCUUUCCAAAUUGGUGGGUGGGCUCAUAAUAAUAAAAUAUUUUUAAAAACAUUUAAAAAGAUGGCCACACCCAACAUUUCCUUGGGCAAUUCCUUUUGAUUCUUUUUUUUUCCCCUCUGAGUAGAAGAGGGUGGAGAGGCUCCGUAAGCUGCUUCUGGGGCAUCUCAAGGGACUGGGGCGCCCCUCUCUGCCCCAUCCUGGGGGUGUCACAGAGGCAGCGGCAGCAACAAAGGAUUUGAAACCUGGUUCCGUGUUGGAGCUGUGGACAAUGUCAGCCUUGUAGCGGGGGAGGGGAGGGAAGGGGAGCCCUGGGAGAGCCUGGGUGGGGGGAGGGAGAGGGCAACAGGGAGAGCAUGGGAGGGGGUGACAGGGGCUUGGUGGGGAGGAGCCGCUGCCCUCGGCCAGAAAGGGCAGCAGGAAGGGCAAACUGCAAACUUGGACCAAGUGGCCUCCUGUGCUUGGUGGCCCCGGGUCUGCUGCGGGUCAAUGUGCCACCCUCUGGAGAAAGGCUCCGGUUCUUCCCCUAUACCACGAAGGGACGGUGGUGGGAGGAGGUGGCCGUUUGGCGGGAGGGUGGCAACUCGCGGAUCACUUCCUCGAAGACUGACCUUGAUGUCCCCAGUGCUGGCCUCUUUCUCCCUCCCUGCAGGGUGGGGGUCCUGAGCUGAGGGGCUCCCCUUGGCCCCACGGAAACCCUGUUUUAUUGAGUUCUGAAGGUUGGAACUGCAGCCACGAUUUUGGCCACCUCACCGAUCUGGGACUUCAGGGCUAACCGGUUCUCUUUGUAAGGACUCGUGCCUCCUGGGGGCAUCCGCCUGCUCCCCAGCCUGGGCCUCUGGCAUCUCUGGGUGUGCGGGGCUCCGGCGGGUGGGUCCUGAGCCUCCUGUCCCUCCCACGGCCACUGCAGCCACCUGUCUCCCCCACUCCCCACUGCCCGCCAUGCCCGUGUGUCUGCUGUGCGGAGCCCAGUCACUGCCUGUCCCCUUCAUCGUGUCACAAUGUCCCGAGUCCCCAGCCUCACCACGCCCCUUCUCAGCAAUGGACGUUGUUCAGAUGCGGGAGGCACCUGCUCUCAUCUGAGGGGUGUGAGUGAGUGAAGGCAAAGCCCAGGCACACGGUGAGACCGAGGUCUCUUGGUUUAAGCUCUGCUCACCAACUGGUGUGUCCCCCACGAACCCGAUGACCUUCCUCAGUUCCUUAUCCCCCACCUCUCCUCACAGACGUGAGCCCAGGUGGGCUCAGGGAGGACCCGGGAUGUUUUUGCCUUGUUUACUUGGAGAGCCUUUUCCUCCAUGAGGGUCUGGCCCCCCUCCUGAGCUGAGCUGGCAGCAAGCCGGCUGUCCCAGUUCCAGAGGUGGCACCAGGACAGGCAGGUGAGGCCCCCUGGGCAGGACCACACCACACACACACACCCCCGCCCACUUCCACCCAAGCUCACGACUGCCAGCCUCUGAGAGAGCCCCGCCACCGCCCGACCCCCGUGCGGACCCCCGGAAGGGGAGCACGCCCCCUCGGAAACGGUCUGUCCCCCCAGCCCAGCUGGAAGCAGUGCCGACCGUCUGUCCUGCCGGAGCAGCUGAACAUAUACAUAGACGUCGCCUUUCCCUCCCCGUCUGCAUCCUGUCGCCUUGUAGUCGGAUCUGUUUAUGCUCGGAUUCACAGAGUGACUAUGAUCAUGAAAAGGAAAAAAAAAAAAGGACGCAUGUAUCUUGAAAUGCUUGUGAAGAGGUUUCUACCCCACCCCGUGGGGGUCCUAGAUGUCUCCCCUCCUACACACACACUGGGGCCCGGCUCCAGGGGACCAGUGUGUUUCUACCCUGCUGAGGCCUCCUGAUUGGAAAGGCUUUCACAGCCUCUGGGACCCACACAAGACCAGAUUGUGACAUCCGAGGACCCUCAGCUUCAAGGAAGGCCUGGAGCACAGCUACGGCGCCCCCUCGCAGCCCCUGCCGGGGUUUCCCUCUGUCAGGGCGGAGAGCGGCGGAUCUCCAGGCUGGCCUGGUUUGCAGCAGGAAGGUGGCCCUCUCUGGUCCCAGCCAGAAGCCCCCAGCAACCCUGAGGGGAUCUCGGGAUCCAGUACCAGCCGGGGAGAGGCCCGCAGCCCCUCCUCAGCCCGGAGUCCUGGGGCAGGCAGCCCGGGUCUCCCCACUGCAUCCCCACAGCCACGGCAGGGAUUGCGCCCACCCUGGAGCAGUCCUGGGAGCCUGAGUCGCCCGACUGCAGAGGGGGGACCUGGCCCGAAGUCUCGGUGGGAGCCCCGCUCGCCCGGCACAGGGAAAGGGAACCGCCUUUGUAGAAAAUCGCUUUAGAGAAAUUCAGCAACCUCGGGCCCAGUCUCAGGCAGCCCUGGGGGCUGGGGGAGUGAAGGGCCGCCUCUCCAGGGCCCAGGGCUUCGUUUGCAACCAGGUUUCCGUGCAAGGAAUCAUCUGGACCCGGAACUGACCACUGUGAGGCUCUCCAUCGCUCUGAGUCCCAGCUGUCCUUAGAAGGGUCCUGAGGAAGAGAAGGGAAAUGCGGUUCAGAGUUGGUAGCUCUUAGACACACGGCCCCUCCUUGUGGCCACGGCCUCCGGCCGCCCAUGCUGCAGUUGCUGAGCCUGCUCUGAUACCUUAUUCCUAGGGCCUUGCUCACAGGGCCCUCAGUCUCCCUGGUGGGAUGGACUACUGGGGACGGCCUAGACAGCACGGUUUAGGGUGAUCGGGCCAGUGCUGGCCGGGAGACUGCGAAGGGAUGCUGGCUUGUGACCUUGAAUGAGGACAAUCCACCCCACCCCAAUCCACCCCUGCUUCAGGGCUGGGCACUCUGCCACCCUCAUUGCCCCCACCUCCACGGUCAGUGUCCCUUAGGUGGGCUAGACAGGCUGUGCUGUACGCCUGGUCCCUUUGAGCCCUCCACUCACUUAUCAGUAGUUCCAUUUAAAUUGACUUCAAUGCGGAGACUGUAUCCUGUUUGCUUGUCGUGCUUCUGGGGGGAGGGGGGAGGAGCCUGUAAGAUAGUUACCAAGGGCAGAGGGAAGUCUUGGAGGGUAGCAGUUCAACCGCCUUGUAACCCUUUCCUUCAGAUCACCCACGGUUUGCUAGAGGUCCCUGGGGUUUCACCUCUCCCCUGCCAGGUUUCCCCGAGUGCAGCAGGCGGCCGGCUCGCGCCGUCUCCCGCCCAGCCCAGUGCAGGCAGCAAGGCUCACGGAGGAGCCUGGAUAUACAACUGCCCUCUCAUGGGGCCCCUAGGCCCCCAGCCCUGCCUCCCAGACCCUGGCAUCCUUCCAUCUAAGCCACUGGCACCUCCGUGCCACCUUUCCCGCCAGCUCUGGCCGCGCAGCCUGUCCUCCUGGCAGCUGCAAGUGUUCCUCCUUCACCCUCUUCUAUCUUGUCCCCAAGUAGACCCAACAAGGUGGGGACGAAGGUGGAGGUGGAGGUGGUCAGCUUGUCCCAUCUACCGGCUUGUGGCUUUGAGACUUCUGGUUUCUCUUCAGCUUCGAAAAGGGUUACCCUGGGCACUGGCCUGGAGUCACCCCUCCUAAUGGACUUUGCCCUGUGAAUUUGCAGUGUUGGGCAGGACAAUUUCUGG
This is a messenger RNA of Enhydra lutris kenyoni (northern sea otter), 6205 nucleotides long. RefSeq names its product microtubule associated protein tau. Gene Ontology annotation, biological process: microtubule cytoskeleton organization; neuron projection development. The coding region runs from base 67 to 2439 and encodes 790 amino acids. Gene Ontology annotation, molecular function: microtubule binding. The record is from RefSeq and is a predicted model, not a curated record. Gene Ontology annotation, cellular component: neuron projection. NCBI's taxonomy places the organism in Eukaryota, Metazoa, Chordata, Mammalia, Carnivora, Mustelidae. The transcript is spliced from 16 exons.